AUGAAGGACUUGGCAAUUCAACAGCUGGGUAAAGAUAUGUUGAAGUCUUUGUGGUUACGGUGUUUACCCGUUCAUGUACAACAAAUUUUAGCAACUAUCGAGGGUGAUGUAGAUGACCUAGCUAAGAAGGCUGUCGAUAUUUUGGCGAUUCCAGCAACGAGUAGCGGUGUUGAUUCUGUCAGUACUUCAAGUGCCGAGAUGACAGCAACCAUUUCCGAAUUGGUAAAAAGGUUAAAUCGUUUAGAAAGUCGCGAUGUAGGUCGACGGAGUGGCGCACCUCCGCAACGGGCAAGACCAGUAAACAGUCGCAGCGGAGCAACACAAGAUGGGUAUAACGAUUUUUGCUGGUACCAUCGCACUUUCGGCGAGAAGGCAACACGAUGCCGACAGCCGUGUGUUUUCCAUCGAAAGCGCUCGGAAAACUAG
This is a messenger RNA of Anastrepha ludens (Mexican fruit fly), 426 nucleotides long. RefSeq lists its product as uncharacterized. The coding region runs from base 1 to 426 and encodes 141 amino acids. NCBI's taxonomy places the organism in Eukaryota, Metazoa, Arthropoda, Insecta, Diptera, Tephritidae. The record is from RefSeq and is a predicted model, not a curated record. The transcript has a single exon.